AUGAUCCUGGAUCAUUUUCAACAAGUCGUCCCAUCGCACCAACUCCUCGCAGCCUUCGCCCUUGGGCUCUUGAUUGCGGUGGGAGUCCAUGUAGCACGAGUAUAUACGUCUCUCCGGCACAUUCCAGGUCCCUUCUGGGCUUCGUUCACCAACCUGCAGCGGGUGUACUGGGUGCAAACUGCUCGCUCCCAUGAGAUCCAUUCCCAUGUCCACCAGGGCUACGGAGACUUUGUGCGUCUGGGACCACACAUGGUAUCCAUUUCGGAUCCUCGGCUGAUUCCCGUCGUGUAUCCCAUGCGAGCGGGUCUACCAAAAGGCAAUUUCUACCGAUCGCUGAUGCCAUAUUCCCGUCAAGGCUCGGCGUUGCCAUUGGUCUUCAACACGCGAGAUGAGGCUCUACACAAACAGCUGAAGAAGCCCAUCGCUCCUCUGUUCUCAUUGUCGAAUGUCCUGACCUUCGAGCACCUGGUCGACCAAACGCUCACCGUGCUCUUUUCGCAGUUCGACCAGCGCUUUGCGAGGAAGCAGUCCAUUCCCUUCGACCUGGGGGACUGGCUCCAGUUCUUCGCGUUUGAGGUGAUGGGAACUAUGACUUUUUCCCGCCGCUACGGCUUUCUCGAGCACGGUCAAGAUGCCAAGGGGUUGUUGAUUGCAAUUUGGAAUUUCAUGAAGACGGCAGCCCCGGUCACCCAAAUCCCCUGGUUUGAUCGCCUGUGGUACAAGAAUCCCAUCGCGGCUUUCUUCCGGCCGACAACGGGAAUGCCCAUCCUUAACAUUGUCCGGGAGAGCAUCAACCAGCGCCGGGAGAGGCUCGAGAAGGGUUCGCAGGUCGGGAGCCGGAAUGAGAUCAACCAAGAUGACUUUCUGUCGCGAUUUCUGCACAUCCAAACAAAUGAUACAUCUGUACCCCCCUGGGCUGUGACCGCGUGGACAUUUUCCAAUGUUAUUGCUGGAUCCGACUCCACUGCGGCGGUUCUGAAAACCCUAUGGUAUAACCUUCUUAGCAACCCUACCUCAAAGCAGCGGCUUUAUGAUGAAUUGAUCGAGCUCGAGCGGAAGCAUGUCCUCUCUCGCCCAUAUCCGGCCUGGAGAGAGAUUGCAGACCAACCGUAUCUAGACGCAUGCGUGAAUGAGGCUAUUCGACUACAUCCGCCGUUCUGCUUGCCCUUUGAGCGAGUGGUUCCUGUCGAGGGUAUCACCAUCGCCGGCCGCUUCUUCCCCGGAGGAACUGUGAUUGGCAUGAACCCAUGGGUGGUGAACCGCCAUCGACCUACAUUUGGGGAGGACGCCGAUUGUUGGCGUCCUGAUCGCUGGUUGGGAGACAAGGAACGGUAUAGGAUCAUGGAGCAGAGUAUUCUCACUUUUGGAGCCGGGCGACGGGUCUGUCUGGGGAAGAAUGUAGCGAUGCUGGAGCUCAAAAAGUUGACCGCGGCACUGAUUCUCAACUACGAGGUCACCAUCUUAGAUCCGGCGCAAUACCAGGUAGAAAAUCGGUGGUUCUUCCGGCAAUGGGGUUUGAAGGUACAGAUUCGUAGACGGAUGGAGUAG
This is a messenger RNA of Aspergillus tanneri, 1548 nucleotides long. Its product is annotated as cytochrome P450. Gene Ontology annotation, molecular function: monooxygenase activity; oxidoreductase activity, acting on paired donors, with incorporation or reduction of molecular oxygen; iron ion binding. Lineage: Eukaryota; Fungi; Ascomycota; Eurotiomycetes; Eurotiales; Aspergillaceae. The record is from RefSeq and is a predicted model, not a curated record. The coding region runs from base 1 to 1548 and encodes 515 amino acids. The transcript has 6 exons.